AGCUCGGCUCGUGAUUGGCCACUGAGGUUUGACCUGCCAAAUCUCAGCCAAUCGGCUGUGUGAAAUUCCGGGCUGAACCACAGACCUGCAGUAGUUAGCAAGCAGGCAAGCAAGUCAUUUGUUGGCUUCAUGGUCAGAAGGUUAACAGCGUUUUGCUAAACAGUGCAAGACUCCGGUCACAUUGAAAAGGUUCAGUCCAGUGCUUGGUCAGCACAGCUAAAUGGCAGCGGUACAGGAGGGGCCGUGGAAAAGCCUGAGCUCAGGGAAGAAGGUGGCGCUGGUUGCAGGCCUUUCUGUAGGGGCCACAGUGGGCUACAUCAUGUACCGUCAUAUUCGGAGCAGCAGUGCUCAACAGCAAAAGACGGAACAGUCCAGGUUUUCUGUGCCCCUUGACGUGUAUAGAUCUAUUGCAAGGCACCAGAGCACCUUUCUGGAUCUAAUAAGUCAGAAGUCAGGAGCUCAGGUGAAUGUGCUUCCGAAUUCAGAGGAUCAGAGUGCUGUGUGCUUCUUGCUCCAGGGCACACCACAGCAGAACCUCUUGGCCAAAUGUGCUCUGGAGAAACUGGCCAAUGACAGCGAGCUCAUCAACGAUGUCUUAGAGGUGCCACAAACUGCCUUCGGACGAAUCAUAGGUCGUGGAGGCGAGACGCUGAAGUUAAUUAGCCGAACAUCGGGAGCUCGGGUGAACUGCCCACGUGAGCGAGGUCUCAGCUUAGAGGAAAAGGGCAAGGUUAUGAUCACGGGGACACGUCAAGAAGUGCAACGUGCUAAGGAAUUGAUCAUGGAGAAGGUGAUGGAGAAUGAGACGGUACGAAAACGGAUCAGCCAGUCCUCUGCUCUGCGCCAGAAAAGGAAAGCCCUAGAACUAGAGCCAGUCCACAGAUCUCAGGGCCCAGACACUGAGCUCAUGCAGCACAUGAACGGAGACGAUCUGCUCUCUCCACUGACUGAAGUGGGACUGAUUCAGGCCAAUGGCUCUAAUGGGUUUGCCAGCAGCGGGGACCACACAACGGAAAAUUCGCUUAGAUCAGAGGAAGAGGAUAUUUGCUCACCAGCUUCACCACUGGAGUACUCAAAAUUUGAAAUCCCCAGUCCAGACCUGAGCUUCCAGCCUGGUGAGCAUUUGGAGGUGUACGUGUCUGCAUCAGAGAAUCCCCAACACUUCUGGAUCCAGAUCAUAGGUGUGCGAUCUCUUCAGCUGGACAAACUGACUACUGAGAUGAGCCGUUUCUAUAAUGGAGACACCUUACAUGAGCACAGGGUGGAGGCUAUAGUCGUAGGGGACAUUGUGGCCGCUCCUUAUCAGGACCACGGCACAUGGAAUCGGGCUCGUGUGUUGGGCGUCCUGAGCUCUGGUUUGGUUGAUCUGUACUACGUGGACUUUGGGGACAAUGCAGAGCUGCCACGGGAUCAGUUACGCAGCCUGAGGAGUGAUUUCUUGAGCUUGCCCUUCCAAGCCAUCGAGUGCAGUCUGGCAGAAGUGCAUCCUGCAGGAGAUUUUUGGACAGAGGACGCUUUGGAUGACUUUGAGAGAAUGACAUACUGUGCUCAGUGGAAGCCUUUACUAGCCAAACUGUGCAGUUACUCACACACUGAGAUGUCUUCCUGGCCCAGUGUAAAGCUGUACGAUAACAGCCAGGGAAAGGCUGUGGAUCUGGGUGAAGAGUUGAUUCGCUUGGGCCAUGCAGUGAGCUGUCAGGAUGAGGGGAGCGGGCUGAGAGGAGAUCAUGACGAGCCAAGGUCUCUGCAGAAGUUGUUGGAUGACAUGACCGGGGCCACCUCAGAGUUGAGUAUGUCCUGCAUAAGCUUGUCAGGUUCUACAUAUCCAUCAGUGACAAAGCAGUUGACGUGGUCUUCUUCAAGCUGCCCCAGCUCUGUAGAUGUCGAGAGAGCUGAUGUAGACCAGAAUUCCUCUGACGGCCUCAUGCCUCCUUCUUCGUCGCUUCUCUACUCCACACCGUCUCUGAGCCUGAGUGAGCUGGUCAGCCAUGUUAUCGAGUCCUCAGGCUCAGUGCUGUCUCCGCUGGGCUCAGAUCCAAGACUCAUUCCUCACCAGAGCCUCAUGAGCUGCUCAGACCUUCCAUCAGCAACACAAGUAAAGCAGAUGCAAGAGUUCUCAUCGGUCACAACAUCCUCCUCAUCUGCUGUAGAUGUAGUGACAUCAGCACUGGAUUCCAUCAUUCUGAGUGACAACGUCUUCUUUGGGACAUUCUCCAGCAGCAGCAAUGUCACAUCUUCUUCAGAGCUGAUGGAACCGGAGUCUUCUCUCAGUACCUGCAGUGAGUGUGUGUGUAGCAGCAGCAGCAACAGUAGUGAUGGAAUAAGAGGUGUCUGGUAUUACCUUACAUCCUCUCGGGACUCCUCUGAGUUGUCACUCAACACCACCAUGCCCACAUCAUCCACAGCUUCCUCGUCCUCCCGUCCAACCUCCUCGUCCUCCUGUCUGACUGAGUCUGAGGACACGACCCCUGUGACCUCCUCCUCUGUAAUCCAUCUCAGCUCUGACCUGUCUUCAAGUGCUGACGAUGCUGAAAUGACUGAUGGAGAUCCAUCUGAACCAAGCAAGUCUCUCCAAAAGUGUAGUGUCUCCUAUGUGAGUGAAUGCAGCAGCGGUGAGAGUGAUGUCAUUUACAUUGGCGCUACUAAAUCUGUGUCUGACCCUUCUGAUAAGGGAGCUAAUAAUUCUAAUGAUUCUACAUCAAAGUCUAAUGUGAAAAAGCAACAGUUGUUAAAAGGAAGUACCAAUGAAUUGAGUGAACACCUUGCUGAAGUUGUAAGAGAAAAGAAGGAGAAGGAGGAGGUCUGUGAAGAAGCUAUGCUAAGAGAGAAGGUCCUGGAUCUUGAAAACAGGAAGGCGAACAGUGGAGACGUAUCAGUAAGAGAAGUCGCCUCAAUAUCUGGAAGUGUAGAUGAUGUUCUUGAAGAUGAGUUUAACUGAUAAUAUACCAAAGUCAACAUGUAUUGAGACCACCUGUAGACACUCUGCUGGCAUGGACCUCAUGCUUCCUAUCUGCAAACACAAGCCGUAUCUGACUGUGCUAUAUGUUCUGUUUAUUUCUUUUUGGCACUUUGUUGUCUGUUCUAGAGUUACUGUCAACGUUACAGAUAUUGUUUUACACACUUCAUACUGAACUACUUGAGAAGAGUUAACUGAUGACCAGAUGAGGAGUGGUGCUCAGGGACUCUGACAGUGUGAGCUAUGGAAAGGAACCUCAGUAUUAUUCUAGUUGUGCACUUGGGUGAUUAAAUCGUUUUUAUGGAAGUUGUUUGAAACCAUUUGUAAUUAAUUUACUGUACCUUUUGUUAUUUAUGUUGUGCAUUUCAGGGUUUAUUAACAUGCUCGCAAACAUAUAAGGAUAUGAAUAUAAUAAAAUAGAGUAUUAUUCUAA
Molecule: messenger RNA, 3389 nt
Organism: Pangasianodon hypophthalmus (striped catfish)
Lineage: Eukaryota; Metazoa; Chordata; Actinopteri; Siluriformes; Pangasiidae
Gene: tdrkh
Product: tudor and KH domain containing
Exons: 15
Coding region: 221-2938 (905 amino acids)
Biological process (GO): spermatogenesis
Molecular function (GO): RNA binding
Source: RefSeq, a predicted model, not a curated record